AGGACAUGGCGUGAUGGCGACAAUGGCGAAGCUGCUGCUGCUGGCAGCGCUGGCGGCGAUGAUGGCGAAUUAUGUUUCAUCCUUUGAGUGUCGCUCGAUGGUGCCAACCAGCGGGGACCCCUUGAAGGGGAGCUUCCUCUACGGUCACAUUUAUUGGACAAGGACGGCUGCCAAUUCGGUUGACUUUGUUAUCAUCAUCGCGGUGAAGAGGAGCAUCUCAGUGGCAGCAUACCAGAGCGCGGCAGUUGGAGAUGCGGUCUACCUUCAGGGGAAGGAGCCGCCGGAGUUUCUCUUCGGAGACUCCACUGUCGCGCAGAACCUCAAGAUGGUGGUGACCGACGUGUCGCUGUCUGAGGACUGGCUGCAAGGUGAGGUCAGGCUCUCGCACUCGUACGCCACUCCGACCAACGGGGGGAAACCAUGGAACGCACAGCUGCUGGGGUGCUGCCGGACGGGGGCGGUGAAGAACAACGCGAACCUCGCGUAUGCCUUGAAGACUGAAGUGAACCUGAUCCAAGUGUGGAGGUCUGUGAAGGCCGUGACGCUCCCCUACGUCACUGUGGUGUGUGACUUCAGCACACCGCAGCCCAGCAACUGCACCUCCUUCUCACUUCCUGUGGCAAGUGGGGAGAACGGAGAAUGGCAGGUGACGCCCCCGUACAACGUGGGUAACGCAGCAGCCUUUGAGGCCAGCCAGCAUUCCAAGCUGUCAGUGACCGCAAUCUCGGCUGAUGGCGCUGUCUGCGACAGUCAGCAGAGCUCUGGGAAGGCCUGUCUGAUCGAUCUUUUAACGGCCCAGCUGCCGAAUUCAGCCAUCACGGUUGAAGGUUGGGUGAUGAUCACCCAGGAAAGUGGGGGAUAUGUUUUCUCGAGCUCGAACUCAUCGACGGGAAGAGCUACGAUGUUUGUACAUAUCAAUUCUACUCAUGUCAAGGUCGGGCAUGAGAGCCUUACUGACACGACUUCUUACACCUCAACGUUUGUGAUUGGUAGAAAUGUCACCAUGCAAUGGGUUCACAUUACUGUUGUAAGGGUCCACAAGCCAUGCUCAGGCUCAACUUUGUCCUGCUGCACGUCGUCAACCAAUACUGUUGAAUACGAGGUGUACGUGAAUGGCGUGACUGUGUUUACUGUUGACAACUCUCGCACCUCAAAAUUGAUGUGUGUCCCAAGUUGUGGUGGGGGAAGUUGCGGAUCGAUUGUUCUCGAUCUUCAAUUUGGAUAUUGCCCAUGCAGUGCCGCAGCAGCUGGAGGCCAGAGCGGAUUGUACCUCUCUGGCCAGCUGGACGAGUGGAGAGUGUGGAACGGAUUCAGAACUCAAGUUCAGAUUCAAGAGUUCAUGAAGAUCUCGCUCACUUUGGACAGAGAAGGCUUCUUGGGAAACCCUACAUCGAUCCAAAUUAAUCAGUACAACUAUAUCUCCAAUGCUGCGCUCAUGUUGCUCUAUAGCAUGGACUACACGUGCCCAGCUUCAGCGGCAGGCAUGCAAUGUACAGUCUCGCAGAUGUAUCCGGUGUAUCCUACAGGCAAUCAGCCGUGGACUCUUGCUACCGCGACGGCAGUGGUGACUGUGAAUACGGACGAUACGGGGGCAAUGAUGUGGGAGACUGCGAUCGACGCGAUGGGGAUAAUGUCCAUGAGCUCAUCGAGAGUGCAUGUGAACCCUGUCAAAGGUCCUGGGUUCUAUCAAGCGUCCAUGAUGCUGUCGUUCAGCAAUGGCACCGGCCGCGCACCACUCGACUUCUUAAUCCAGGUCGUAAACGCUACUUACAACAGCACUUUGAAUGCAUACAAGCUCGGUGCAAGCACAGAUUAUGCCGGAAACUCUUACAUCCCAGCGCUGUAUGUCGCGGCUAGGCUGAUGCCUUGGGACGGGAAUUUCAUUUAUUGGCCGAACAUGACGCAGUUGAAGGACGUGACAAGCUUUUCUUACCCGUCAUCCAUUCAGAUUGUUGCUGGAUACAGUUUUGUUAUGGAGUUUUAUGGCGCAGAUAUUGUUGGUCCGGGUGAACAAUCAACGGUGAGCUUCGCAAACUCGACAUCCAUCCAGGGCUUGCAGUUGAAUCUGAUCAACCAGGGGAACAGCUCCAUCCUCGAGGCUUCUUGGACUCCUUGCCGCAAAGACAUCGGAAGCCACGUCAUCUGCGUGAGUGCCGUCGAUUGUGAGGGCCCGAAUGUUGCUGCAAUCCCGUCCCCCAUGCAGUGCGUCAAGAUCGAGGUAGUCGCAAGCCCGCCUCCUCAAUUCUACAGCUUACCACAAGAUUCCUACACCCUCACAAUGGGAAAACUCUUCCAGUUCGAGGUGACGGCGUUCGAGCACAAUAUGCUGGCUUCCCUUAGUAUUAUGGGCAACAAUCUGCCGCGCUACGCUGUCUUGUCGCCGAAAGUAGUCAACAAUGUGACGACAUCUCAGAACUUGGUAACGUCAACUAGCCAGUUCUCGUGGGUCCCGUCGCAUGACAUGGGAGCAUUCUCGGACCUGAUCUGUUUCUCGGCGGUUGAUCAUGGCAUGGGAUGCUCUCUCGAGCAGCCGCAAAGGAACGUGGCCACACUAUGUGUGACGUUGACGGUGAGGAGAUGUGUUUAUACCGUCAGGCGGGGGCAGCAGCUGCAAGAGAUUGCAACAAUCUUCACCAACAACUGGAUGAACUUGUGGAGUCUCAACAGUCAGAUCAGGCAUCCCGACUUCUUGCCGGAUGAGGGUGAAGUGAUCAAUGUUGGUCACUUGUACCGCGCCUUGAAGCAAGACACGAUCGGCACCGUGGCAAAGCGGAUGGGGAUGACGCGGGAUCAGGUCGCUUUGUUGAACUGGGAUCUGAGGACGAAGGUAAACUUGUCCAUCGACUUCGUGUUGAUGCCCAACCAAGAGGUCUGCGUGAUCCCGGACUCUUGCAAGGGAAUGACCAGCACUGUCUACAACUCCCUCACAUUCGCAGAUCCUAAAUCCUUCGCCGAGCAGCUGAUGGGGGUCUAGGACAUCAAGUGAGGGUAUAACGUUAAGCUAGGGUAGAUCUUCUUUUUCAUACCAGUUCUUGCACAGUUAACGCGAGCUCGCGGCGCAAUGAGUCACAUGUACUGAUUCUUUUUGUUGUAAUGUAAACUUUCAUCAUAC
Molecule: messenger RNA, 3112 nt
Organism: Guillardia theta CCMP2712
Lineage: Eukaryota; Cryptophyceae; Pyrenomonadales; Geminigeraceae
Exons: 4
Coding region: 14-2974 (986 amino acids)
Source: RefSeq, a predicted model, not a curated record